This is a messenger RNA of Ambispora leptoticha, 1674 nucleotides long. Lineage: Eukaryota; Fungi; Glomeromycota; Glomeromycetes; Archaeosporales; Ambisporaceae. The record is from the annotation of a GenBank genome assembly.
AUGGCGCCUAAUCAUUCAAAGGAAGAAAGCUUGCAUAAUAAAACAUCUGGUUUUCCAUAUCCCAUUUUGUGCUUAGAAGAUUACGAAAUUAACCCGGAGACUGGUUUUUUACCGUCCACUCCUCCUUUAACACGUUUAACUGACCCUUAUUACUCUCCUUGGGAGCAAAUAAUAGAUAUUUAUCAUGACUUGAUUUUGGCUGGUCGCUUGCGAGAGUCCAUUAAUAAGUUGCCAAUUUUGGAAACUGAUAACCUCAAAUCAAUACCAGAAUAUAGACGUGCAUUUUUAGUUCUCUCCAUUUUAGCACAUGGCUAUGUGUGGGGAAAAUAUGAAGCAGUGGAAGAUUUAUUGCCAACCUGCAUCGCAAAACCGUGGGUAAAAGUUUCCGAAGUUCUUGAAAUAGCACCUGUUUGUAAUCACGCUGCGGUUGUUCUAUGGAAUUGGCGAUUGAUUUUUCCGGAUGCGCCAUUGGACUUAAAUAAUCUUGCUACAUUAAUUACGUUCACCAACACGGAAGAUGAGGCGUGGUUCUAUCUUGUGACCACUGCCAUUGAGUCUAUAGGGGGACGUGCGCUCAUUGCCAUAAUUUCUGCUCUCGAAGCUGUACGGGAUCGAGACAACUUUAAACUAAUUUCUGCUUUGACGGCGAUAUGUUCCGCAAUGAAGGAUAUCAACCAGACCUUGCAAAGAAUGUUUAGUAAAUGUGAUCCUUACAUAUUCUAUUGGAAAGUCCGUCCUUAUUUGGCGGGCUGGGAGAAUGAGGAUCGAUUACCAAAAGGAUUGAUAUAUGAGGGUGUUGAUCAACCUGAUGAAAAUGGAAAUCCAGUUUAUCGUCAAUAUGUAGGUGGCAGUGCCGGCCAGAGCGCAUUAAUUCAAGCAAUUGAUAUUGCCUUGAAUAUCGAGCAUUAUCCGACUGGAGUCAAAACGGGUAUAACAAAUAAAGUAUCUUCGUUUGAGGUAAAAGAGCAUCUUCGUGAAGAACCAAAUGGAUAUUGCUAUGCUGCAAGGAGCAUACAUUCAUUAAGCAGCACCAAUUCUCAGUGUUAUCAUCUCCGAAGCCAAAAUCAACAACUCGAAUUUGAGAAAACUUACUCUAAUGCUCCCAAUAAUAAAAAGUCUCAACAACCUCAACAACCAUAUCUUCAUAAAAUACGACAGAAUAUACCGGGACCACAUCGAAGAUUCUUGGAAGAUCUUGCGAAAGUUGCCAACAUUCGUCAAUACAUUUUGACACGAACCAAACUCCCUUUAGAUGAUGAAAUACGGGGAUUAGAUGCCGAUAAAGAUGAUUCUUUAGUUAAAGCAUAUAAUGAUUGUUUGAAUGAAAUGAAAAAUUUUAGAAAUAAACAUUUACAAAUUGUGAGUGCAUACAUUGUAAUUCAAUCGCAUCGAGGAGGUGGUCAGUUUCAUGCUGCGGGCACAACCGAGUCAUCAUUGCAUAAAGAUCCUUAUUUCACAAGACAAUCUGUGACCACAAUGACUCAUAAAACCAACACCACCACCAACACUAAUGAUAAUUCCACAAAUAAUACACUUACCCCAUUGAAUCAUCAGACUAUAGAAUCUAAAAUCACAUCAAAGACUACAAAUGGUUCUCUCAAAGGAACCGGUGGAACCAAUUUGAUGCCGUUUUUGAAGCAAAUGCGUGACGAAACGAUUGCUAAGGAAAUUUAA